Letharia columbiana is the source of this 1482-nucleotide messenger RNA. RefSeq lists its product as uncharacterized. Bases 1 to 1482 code for a protein of 493 amino acids. The transcript is spliced from 5 exons. The record is from RefSeq and is a predicted model, not a curated record. Gene Ontology annotation, molecular function: DNA binding; zinc ion binding. NCBI's taxonomy places the organism in Eukaryota, Fungi, Ascomycota, Lecanoromycetes, Lecanorales, Parmeliaceae.
AUGUCCGGGGCGUAUCGCAUCGAGGUCUCGCCGAACAAUCGCGCUGGAUGCAAGAAUACUGAGUGCAAGAAAGAGGGUAUCAAAAUCCAAAAGGGCCAGCUGCGUUUUGGCACGUUCAUCACUACUCCGGACUGGCAAAGCUGGGCUUGGAAACACUGGGGUUGCGUGACCCCCAGAGUAAUCUCCAACCUCAAAGAGGGCAUUGAAGGAGACCCGAGCCAGCUCGAUGGCUACGAUGAACUUCCGGAGGAUUUCCAAGAAAAAGUCGUAAAGGCUUUAGAACAGGGCCAUAUCGAUGAUGAAGACUGGGGCUGGGACAUUGAAAUGAACCGCGAAGGAAAGAAUGGAUACUUUACGCUUGAGAGUAAGCGACGGUUGAAGGCAGAAGCUCAAGCCUUGAAAGAGGAGAAUGCCGGAGAAGAAAGUGCGAGCCCCAGCACGACUCAUGACAAGAAGCGCGGCCAUGUCAACCAUGACCCGGAUGCGGAAGGCUCAGCAGAGGCUGAGCCGCCGGCGAAAAAGACCAAGGCUAGGACCAAGAAAGAACCGAAAAUCAAGAACGAGGAUGCUGACGGCGGGUCUGAGAAUGAAGGUUCGACAACUAAGAAAACCAAACCUAGGAUCAAGAAAGAACCGAAAAUCAAGAACGAGGAUGCUGACGGCGGGUCUGAGAAUGAAGGUUCGACAACUAAGAAAACCAAACCUAGGAUCAAGAAAGAACCGAAAAUCAAGAACGAGGAUGCUGACGGCGGGUCUGAGAAUGAAGGUUCGACAACUAAGAAAACCAAACCUAGGAUCAAGAAAGAACCGAAAAUCAAGAACGAGGAUGCUGACGGCGGGUCUGAGAAUGAAGGUUCGACAACUAAGAAAACCAAACCUAGGAUCAAGAAAGAACCGAAGACCAAGAACGAGGAUGCUGAGACCAGAUCUGAGAAAGAAGGGCCGGCGGAUAAGAAGACUAAAGCUGCCGUCAAGAAGGGCAAAAACGCUAACGAUGACAAGGCCGAUGGAGACUUCAAGCUAGAUGACCAGUCAGUCAAGAAGGGUGGCAAACAAGCCAAGAAGGCCACAGCUGGAGACGAGGCCGCUUUGCACAUCAAGAACGAGAAUAGCGAUCAUGAUACUCUUCCUCCUCACAUAGCGAAGAAGACACGAGCUCCACGCAAAGCCGCAACAGCUCAGAAGAUCAAGGACGAGGACACCGAGACUGAUGAUCUUGAUCCAGCUUCUGAGCUUGAGACCCCUCUUGGUAACGUCAAGCUAGAGCACACACCAGAGCUCGAAGUUGAAGCAAACGAAGACGCCCCAAAGCUUCAGAAAGGCCGCAAGAAAGCACCCAAGAAGGCAGUCCAUGGAUCGAGAGAGGAGACUAACAAAGAAGUCAAAGCCAAGGUCGGAAUGCUAGCCGUCUUAUUGAUUGGUGGACAAGCUGACGAUGUACACAGGCAACGCCGGCUGCCCCCCGAUCCAAUGGAAGAGUGA